Messenger RNA from Neocloeon triangulifer, 1810 nucleotides. RefSeq names its product peroxisomal targeting signal 2 receptor (gene Pex7). The record is from RefSeq and is a predicted model, not a curated record. Gene Ontology annotation, cellular component: cytosol; peroxisomal matrix. Gene Ontology annotation, molecular function: protein binding. The transcript has 7 exons. The coding region runs from base 147 to 1142 and encodes 331 amino acids. NCBI's taxonomy places the organism in Eukaryota, Metazoa, Arthropoda, Insecta, Ephemeroptera, Baetidae. Gene Ontology annotation, biological process: protein import into peroxisome matrix.
UGGACACGUGGAGGUCGUCGAUGCGCUGCUCAAGGCUGGCGCUGACCCUGCAGCUAAGGACAACGAAGGGGACACACCCGUCGAUGUGGCCUGCGGACCCGAUGUAGCACAAGUACUAACCAUGUAUAGGAUGUAGAAAGAUUACGAUGGGGACCAGUGUGUUUUGCACUCAGAACUUGCACGGCUACUCGCUCCAGUUCUCACCCUUCCAGGCUGACAGGUUGAUUUGCGCAACUUCGCAGCAUUAUGGUCUCUCUGGUCGUGGUGCUUUGUUCCUCCUGUCCAUCUUACCAAAUGAACAGCCCAAACUUUUAAGUCAGUUGAAUUGGGACGAUGGCCUAUUUGAUGUUGCCUGGAGCGAGGAAAAUCCUGAAAUUGUCAUCUCUGCCAGUGGCGAUGGCUCCCUUCAGCUGUGGAAUGUUGGACAGAACGUCCCUCGACUGGUGUAUAAAGAGCAUAGUAAAGAGGUGUAUGGAGUGGACUGGAGUAAAACGCGGCAGGAGCAACUCUUCCUGUCUGCUUCUUGGGACUGCACUGUUAAAUUGUGGAAUCCAGUCCAGCCGCAUUCUCUUAGCACCUUUGUGGGCCACACAGGCAUUGUCUACAGCGCUGUUUGGUCUCCUCUGGUCCACGGCACUUUUGCAUCAGUGUCUGGAGAUGGCAGUCUCCAGAUUUGCAACAUCACAGCUCCUCAAAACCCUGUUUUGAAGGUGGCUGCUCACCAGGGUGCCGAAGUUUUGAGCUGUGACUGGUGCAAAUACCAGGAGCACAUCUUGGUGACAGCCGCUUCUGAUGGUCUCAUCAGAGGCUGGGACACGAGAAAACUGCAAGUCCCAAUCUUCCACCAAAUUGGCUGCGAAAGGGCUGUGAGGAAAGUGCAAUUUUCACCCCAUCAAAGAUCUGUGCUGGCAGCAGUGUCCUACGACUUUAGCACAAGAAUUUGGGAUUUCAAAAACUGCGCCGAGCCUAUUGAAACUAUAAAGCAACACACUGAAUUCGUUUACGGUCUCGACUUCAACCUCCAUGUCCCUGGACAGUUGGCUGACUGCGCUUGGGACUCGCUUGUGUGUGUUUUUACUCCGAAAACUUUAAUUGAUCAGUUUGUGCUCCAACGACCAAGAGCGCUGCACAUGCAAAAGUGAUUCAGUGAUUUAAAACAGCGUUUAAAAUACAAUUUUUUAUAAUGAAAAAAUUUAAACUAGUACAGAUCGUCAUUAAAGUAACCAGCUGAAAGACAUGCUGGGUGUAAUUUGAACUCUCCAGUAUUUUCAAGUACUGCACCCGGAGCACACAACCACGGGUCAUUGGUUGCGUUUUGCCACUGCCAGAGCUGCGUUUUCAGAUCAUCAAAAAUUUUCUAUAAAAUAACAGUAAAUAUCCAAUUUGAAAAAGUAAUAAAAUUAGAACCUUGUAGGAUUUCUUGUUGGCGACAUUGUAAUAUUCCUCUGGGUCCAGACGCAAAUCAAACAAUUCCCACUCAGGCCGGUAAUAGUAAUUUUGUAAUGUUUUAUACCAGUUCAAAGGCUCCUUGUUUCUUGUCCUAUUCAGCAUAUCCUACAAGGAUUUAUUUGUGAAAAAUUUGAUUAUUUUUUUCAUAAAAUAACUAACCUGGAAAGUUUGAGAGAUGAAAAAGUCCUGAUCAAUUGGAAAUGGCAUUUUGUAGUUGAGGUUGUGGAUCAACUUGUAUCUUUUGGUACGCACCGCGCGCAUUGGGUAGUACAUAGUGACCUCGUGGUUUGUGUGACUCGCAAAAAUAGGCCUGUCCUCCUCCGGUUCUUUAUUAAAAAUUUUAAUAAAUGUAUUAAAAUUG